Messenger RNA from Debaryomyces hansenii CBS767, 405 nucleotides. Its product is annotated as mitochondrial pyruvate carrier. Gene Ontology annotation, cellular component: mitochondrial inner membrane. Lineage: Eukaryota; Fungi; Ascomycota; Pichiomycetes; Serinales; Debaryomycetaceae. Gene Ontology annotation, biological process: pyruvate import into mitochondria. The record is from RefSeq and is a predicted model, not a curated record. The coding region runs from base 1 to 405 and encodes 134 amino acids. The transcript has a single exon. Gene Ontology annotation, molecular function: pyruvate transmembrane transporter activity.
AUGGCAUCUUCAGCUCAACACGCUUCAAAAUUUACUCGUUAUUUACAUUCCGAAACAGGACCUAAGACAGUUCACUUUUGGGCUCCGGUUUUAAAGUGGUGCUUGGUUAUCGCUGGGUUCAAUGAUUUACAAAGACCUAUUGAAAAGGUUAGUGGUACUCAACAAGUUGCAUUAUUCGCUACUGGUGCUAUAUGGACUAGAUGGGCAGGCUUUGUUAUCCAACCCCGUAACAUGUUAUUAGCUAGUGUUAACUUCUUUUUAGGAGGUGUUGCCGGCUACCAAAUCUACAGACUUGCAGACUACAGAGUAAAUGAAGGUGAUUCACCAGCACAAGUUUUCAAAUAUAUUGUAAGUGGUUCCAGUGAGACCGUAGAACCAGCUACAAAUACCGAACCAACAAAAUAA